Messenger RNA from Kogia breviceps (pygmy sperm whale), 3381 nucleotides. RefSeq names its product carboxypeptidase M (gene CPM). Gene Ontology annotation, molecular function: zinc ion binding; metallocarboxypeptidase activity. Gene Ontology annotation, biological process: protein processing; peptide metabolic process. NCBI's taxonomy places the organism in Eukaryota, Metazoa, Chordata, Mammalia, Artiodactyla, Physeteridae. The record is from RefSeq and is a predicted model, not a curated record.
GGUGUGCUCCUGGGCUGAGGAACAUGGACUGCGCCCGCCUCUGGCUAGGGCUGUUGCUGCCUGUGGUAGCUGCGCUGGACUUCAGCUACCACCACCAGCCAGAGAUGGAAGCGUUCCUGAAGAGUAUCACCCAAAACUACAGUUCUAUCACUCACUUACACAGUAUCGGGAAAUCUGUGGAAGGCAGAAACCUGUGGGUUCUUAUUGUGGGACGCUUUCCAAACGAACACAGAAUCGGGAUUCCAGAAUUCAAAUACGUGGCAAAUAUGCAUGGAGAUGAGGCUGUAGGGCGGGAACUGCUGCUCCAUUUGAUUGAAUAUCUCGUAACCAGCGAUGGAAGAGACCCUGAAAUCACAAAUCUAAUUAAUAGUACCCGGAUACACAUCAUGCCUUCAAUGAACCCAGAUGGAUUCGAAGCUGUUCUAAAGCCUGACUGUUUUUACAAUAAGGGAAGGGAAAAUAGUAACUUCUAUGACCUGAAUAGAAAUUUCCCCGAUGCUUUUGAAUUUAAUAAUGUACCAAGGCAGCCUGAAACUGUGGCAGUCAUGAAGUGGCUGAAUACAGAGACAUUUGUCCUUUCUGCAAACCUCCACGGUGGUGCCCUGGUGGCCAGUUACCCAUUUGAUAAUGGUGUUCCAGCCACUGGAACAUUAUACUCUCGGAGCUUAACCCCUGAUGAUGAUGUUUUUCAAUAUCUUGCACAUACCUACGCUUCAAGAAAUCCCGACAUGAGGAAAAGAAAUCCAUGUAGAACUAAAAUAGAGUUUCCUGGUGGAAUUGUAAAUGGAUACUUUUGGUAUCCACUCAAAGGUGGAAUGCAAGAUUACAACUACAUCUGGGCCCAGUGUUUUGAAAUUACGUUGGAGCUGUCAUGCUGUAAAUAUCCUCGCAAGGAGAAGCUUCCAAGCUUCUGGAACGAAAACAAAGACUCACUGAUUGACUAUAUAAAACAGGUGCACAUAGGUGUAAAGGGUCAAAUUUUUGAUCAGAAUGGGACUCCAUUACCCAAUGUAACUGUAGAAGUCCAAGACAGAAAACAUGUCUGCCCCUAUAGAACCAACAAAUUUGGAGAGUAUUACCUCCUUCUCUUGCCUGGGUCCUAUGUAAUAGAGGUUACAGUCCCUGGACACAAUCCACAUCUCACAAAGGUGACUAUUCCCCCAAAAUCCCAGAACUUCAGUGCUCUUAAAAAGGAUAUUUUACUUCCAUUCAGAGGGCAAUUGGAUCAUAUCCCAGAAUCAGAUCCUUUAUGUCCUAUAAUUCCUCUCUACAGAGAUUUGCAAGGCCACUCAGCUGCAACAAAGCCCAGUCUGUUCUUAUUUUUAGUGACUCUUUUUCACAUAUUGUUCAAAUAAAGCAAAAUGUGAAACUCAACCCCAUCACCACCUGGAAUCAGGGCUUACUCGUGCCAGGUUACUGCAACUCUAACUCCCUCUGUGGAACCUUGACUGGAUAAACUCCACAGUCCUUCCCUAAGAAGAGAAAUGUUUGUUUCCAAAUCCUGCAACAAGCAACGUAUGGUGAUAAUGAAAGGAAUGAUUUAGUCUUAAUGAUGGAAGACACCUACCCAUCAAGUACUGCUCACUUACACUUAAUCUUGAAGUAGUCUUAGAAAUUUGUAAGAAGUUAAACUUGAGAAGCAUGAAAGAAGUUCCUGCAAGAAAAAAAAGGAGGUAAUUUUGUAUACAGAGAGCCAUUUGAAUAUAAGCAAUGGAGAUGAACAUUUAUUGAUCACCUACUAUAUACAAGACCUUGCCAUGUGUACUAUAUGUGAAGAGAUAGUGCCAUAUAUAAUUUUCAGUGCAGGGAAAAAUGAUGAUAAGACUGGGAAUAUUAAGUUUUGCCAACUUUCUAAGGAAAUAUGAGAGAAAACAAGCAACCACGUCUCAGUGGCCCAAGAAAAUAUGGACCUGAUGGGAUGACAAAUUUGUCUACAGAGCCCUGAAAUAAUAGGUCAAUUAAGGUAAGGGUCCCUGCCUUUCUGCAACCAGAUGCCACAGUCUUCUGUUAUGCUGAUGACCCCCAAAUGCCAGAGCUUCAGACUCAGGUCUGACUGCCCCCUGGACACAUCUACCUGGAUGUGACCCAUAGAUACCUCAAACUCAUCAUGUUGAAAAAUUGAACUUACUUCUCUCCCCAGAGCUGCUCUUCCUCCUGCAUUCUCUGUCUGUUACUGAUAGCACCAAACUAGGAACCUGGGAGUCACCCUUGAUACCUCCUCCUCCAUCCCAUCUAUUCAGUCAGUCACUAAAGAUUGAUGUUAUUUGUAUGUGUUGAUUGAUUCUACCCUCUCUUCAUGGCUACUAACACCACCAGGUUUAGGCCAUCAUAGCUCACCUGUACCACAGCAACAGCUCUACUGGUCUCUUGCUUCCAGCUUUCUCCUCUUCAAAUCCAACCUCCACACAGCACUGGGGUAAGGGGUCUAUUUAAAACAAAAAUCAGCAAUCAACUGCUUGUAGUUCCUACACACAUAACACGCUGUGUGUCCCCUGUGUCUGCAAUGCCAUUCUGACCCACUACAUCUUCUUUCCCACUCCUCCUUUAAAACCUAGUUCAUGUUUAAUGGGUACAGAGUUUCUGUUUGUCAUGAUGAGAAAGUUCUGGAAAUAGUGAUGAUGGUUGUACAACAUUGUGAAGUAUUUAAUGCCACUAAAUUGUAUACUCAAAACUGGUUAAAAUUGUAAAUUUUAUGUUAUGUAUAUUAUACCACAACAAAACGAGGAUAGUGACUAUUAAAUAUUAAAAUAAUGCUUCAUUAGGUGCUUCGUAAUAAUGUACUCUACAAAGUGAAAGCUCCAAGGCAUACAUGCUGUGUAAAUUACAUAUCUUUCUUAGGUGAAACUCCAACAGAAACAAAGACUAGUCUGUUAAAGAGUAAACAAGUAAAAUAUAAUGAUCAAUGAUGAUUCCCUUAAAAAAAAAAAAGUUCAGAUAUCAACUCCUCUGGGAAACCUUUGCUGACCAUUGUCCCAUUCCACUCAGUUUCACCCCCUCCCAGUCAAUCUGGGGGCCCUGCCUCUUUGCUCCUCAAAUUAAACAGGUUACCUCUGUUGUGGGAUUUAUAACACUGCGUUAUACUCUUCUAUUUCCAUGAGUGAUUUUCUCUGGCAGAGUGUGAGGUCUCUGAAACCAGGGUCUAUUUAAUUUGUUUGAAAAACGUAUUCUAAAUCCUAUCACAUGGUGAGACCUGAAUGAAUGAACCAAGUGCUCCAGCAAACUGCUGCUCUUAAAACAUUAUAUGCAAGAAUUAGGGGAGUGGGGAUAUCAAACAGCAGACCAGCAACUCUGGGGGGCAGGUUUCUGAGUGCUGUGUAUUGCUCAUGAAAGUGAGUUGCUUUGGUUCUUAUUUUAAAUUGAAAGUCCUAUAGGGUCUGGAAA